This is a messenger RNA of Mercenaria mercenaria, 758 nucleotides long. Its product is annotated as brain protein I3-like. Lineage: Eukaryota; Metazoa; Mollusca; Bivalvia; Venerida; Veneridae. The record is from RefSeq and is a predicted model, not a curated record. The coding region runs from base 127 to 459 and encodes 110 amino acids. The transcript is spliced from 4 exons.
UUGAUACUCACGCAUGGUCACAUGUUAUAAGUUAAACUAGCUAAAUUUAGAUAAGAAAGAAAAAGGAAUAUUAAGGGACUUACCGAUUUUUUCAGAUCAGAGAGAAGAAUUAUCAUAACCUGAAAAAUGUCAAAACCUGAAGGUCCGCCUCCAUCUUACCAACAGUCUGGCUACCCUCCCCAGACUGGGUACCCUCCACAGGCUGGUUACGCUCCACAACAAGGCUAUGCACCGCCGCCACCACAAGGAUAUACACAACAGUCAUCUAAUGUUGUUGUUGUUACCCAGCCACAGCAAGUUGUCGCCGUUGGAAGUUGUCGAGUCUGUGGGGUUGGUCAUGUUUCAGAAAAUUUCACAGGACUGGGUAUUAUUCUGGCGAUUUGUUUCUUUCCACUUGGAGUUCUGUGUUGUUUCCUUUUGAUGGAAAAGAGAUGUGAUAGAUGCGGAGCAUCAUUUUAAUGACAUGUUUUAGGCCUCGUUAAGGGCAUCAUUUUUUUGGACGUAUUUCAGACUGUUUUAUACAUCAAAUAGUCGCAUUCAUUUUAAAUAAACAAAACGAUGAUAUAAAAUCUAUAACUGACAUUAGUUUAUAUAUCAAAAGAACUGAAAUUUGUACAAAAAAAAAACAAAAAAACAAAACAAAACAAAACAAAAACAAAACAUUUACAUUAAUAUUGAUUCUGUGCACCAUUCCAAAGCGUCUUGUUUGUUUGUACUAUAUUAUUAUAAUUGUGGAAAUAAAUACAGUUUAAACCAAA